This is a messenger RNA of Epinephelus lanceolatus (giant grouper), 2848 nucleotides long. The record is from RefSeq and is a predicted model, not a curated record. NCBI's taxonomy places the organism in Eukaryota, Metazoa, Chordata, Actinopteri, Perciformes, Serranidae.
AUUCAAAUUACUCAAUUACUUUCUUCUUCUUCUGUAGAGCCAAUAGUAGCAGUUGCGGUGAGCCACACGGGUAGACUACCAAUCCUUCAUUACCAGUUCAUUCUGGACUGUGAAGUGACUGGAACUGUUGCCAGCAUUUGGUGGUGGAAGAAUGGUGAACCUAUCACUGCUGACAAUACAACAUUAAUUGACCAGGACAACAGGACACUGACUCUCAACCCAGUCCAACUUUCAGAUACUGGAGAUUAUCAGUGUCAGGCUUUAAAUGCUGUGAGCAACAUGACCAGCAGCCCCUACACCGUUAGAGUGAACUAUGGCCCAAUGAAACCAGUGAUUGUGGGGCCAUCCAUGGCUCUGAUGGGAACACUGCAAACCCUCAACUGCUCAAGCGCAUCUUAUCCUCCCAGCCACAUCAGCUGGCACUUCAACAAUACCCAGCUGGCUACCACCUCAGAGUUAACGAUUGGGCCGCUAACCCUUAAUAUGAGCGGGAUAUACACCUGCAUGGCCGUCAACAACAUCACCUCCAACAACAGCACUGCCUACAUGAUGCUCUCUGUUUUGACUCCAGUGACCAUGGCGUUAGUAAAGAUUGUCAGAGCUCAGCCAAUCCAGAACCACACUUUGACUCUGACCUGUGAGACAGCUGGAAGUGUGGACCGGAUCAUCUGGAUGUAUAAUUCAUCCCCACUGUAUCCUGACAGCACAAGACACUUCUCAAUGGAUAACGCCACCCUCACCUUCAAUCCUGUCAUGAAAUCUGACGAUGGGAACUAUCAGUGCGUAGCUUCCAACCCGUUCAGCAGAUUAUCCAGUCAAAACUUCACACUGGAGGUUUUUUAUGGACCACAGAUGCCAACUAUCAUGGGUCCAAAUGUGGUAAAGACAGGAGACAACGUCACACUCAGCUGCUACGCAUCAUCAAACCCUCCCAGCUCCUACAAAUGGUUUUUCAAUGAUACUCUGAUGGCCAAUACGUCUGAGUAUACCACACCUCCUGUUACCAAAGACAUGAGUGGGAUGUACACCUGCGUGGCCUACAACAACAUCACCCAUAAAACCAGCACUGCAUACACAAAGCUCACUGUUUUUGAUGGAUUUGAACAUGUGCAAGUAGAACCACCCAUGGAUCCUGCCAUAGAAGGUGACUUUUAUCAGCUAACAUGCAAUGUGACUGGACCUGUUGGGCAUGUUUACUGGAUGAAAAAUGGUGAGCCACUGCAUGAAGACAACAGAACUGUUUUCCACAUGGAAAACAAGAUGGUCACCUUCAACCCAGUGGAACAAAAUGACACUGGAGACUACCAGUGUGUGGCUACCAAUGCGGUUUGGAACAUGACCAGCCCUCCAUACAGGCUCCUUGUGAACUAUGGACCAGAAAAACCUAUGAUUUAUGGGCCAGCUUUUGGUGAGACAGGACAUAACGUGACCUUUUCCUGUUCUGCCAUGUCAGUGCCUCCCUGUGAGUUCAGUUGGUUGUUCAAUGGCUCCAGCGUGGGCAAUAAUUCAGAGUAUACUACUGAGCGUUUGUCUUUUAAUAUGAGUGGAGAGUACACCUGCGUGGCCUCCAACAACGUGACGAAACAGAUCAGCAAUAUCACCAAGAUGCUCACAGUCAUUGAGGCAAUUGAGUCAGUGAUGAUCAAAAACAACACAGUCCCAAUAAACUCGGAGAACUUCACUCUCACCUGUGACGUUGUUGGGCCCUAUGAUGCGAUCUACUGGAUGAAGGACAACAAGUACCUCGCCAUGACAAACUCCAGCUCACAAUCAAAGAUGUCCUACCACGCUAUAAACAACACACUGCACUUCACCCCAGUGACAAUGGACAAUGAUGGGGUAUAUCACUGUGUCGCUGUCAAUCAGGCUGGUCCACAUAGAAGCCCCAAAUACAACCUCUUGGUGAACUAUGGCCCUCUGCAUUUGAAAAUCUCUGGUCCAUUCAUAACAGGAAUUAAAAACUACGUGACCAUGGUGUGCUCCGCUGAUUCUCGGCCCGAUUGUAAAUACCAAUGGUUCUUCAAAACUCAGUCAUCAGUGGUUGUAGCGGCUGGCCCUGUUAUCACUUUCCCUUCGAAGAAAGAGAAUGAGGGAAUGUACAUAUGUAAGGCGAGGAACCCUGUGACCAAUAUCACACUGUACGAGACUCAAACCUUCACUUUCUCAGCCUCCGCCCUCCACCUCCCAUCCCGAGGCGGUCUGAUGUUGAUGGGUGUGUUUGCUUUGUCUGUCUCCAGGCUGUUCAGCUGAACAGUCAGACUGAAAGACGUCUUGCUCCCUCUGCGGUCUGAGCAGUCUUACUGUAAAAUGAGUGUGAAGGUAUUGUACGGUCUAUAAUCUGAUGCUAUAUUAUCAGUCCUUGUGGGUUUUGCCGGAGAGGUAAAGAGGAAUGUGAAAGUAUGACAGACUUUGAUUUAAGUUACAGGGUUUUUUUUUGCUGUUGGAUACUUUCUUUUGUCCGUUUUAUUUUCAUUAUCAAACAGAAUAUUAACAUUUACAGACACUGACAGGGAAUUAAAUCACCUUAUUAUUGCAUUGCCCGUUUUUUUAGGUGACAUGUUUUCAAUAUUAGCAAGUGAAAGUAGUUGUAUUAGUGUUAUUGUGUUGACUGUUGCUUUAACUGUAACUGCCUCUGAGGUAGUUUAAUACAAGUAAUUCAAUACUUUGUAUAAACAAUUUACUCCUCUAAAAUACCUGCACACUCUUCUGGUACCAGCUGCAACUCUUCACUGUAAACACCUGCAGUUUUUCUGUCAUGUGUUAUAUCAUUACAACUGUAAGUAGAUGUACAUCUCAUCAUGCUGUAAUUCAUGGCAUUUAUUUUUUAAUUAAUAAAUAAUCAACACAA